AUGCAUUUAAGCAUCCUUCGUUUGUUGGCCGUUGGCCUUGCUGGUAUUGAUGAUGCGGUCGCGGGGCCUUGCAAGCUUCGUUCUUCGGUGGCAACAUCUAGUUUUGACCUAUCUUCCGACACUUCAGCCACCUUUGCCAGCACGACAACCGAAGCAGUCACCUCUGCUGAUACAGUUACUGAUAUAACCACUGAGGUGACUUCAGCGGUCAUUGAAACAGAGACUGCCAGUACCGAGGCAACUGCUUCCGGAGAUACAACCACCGAAGCUACCACUUUCGCUACUUCAACUGCGACCACUGAGGCAGCUUCUACUACCGGAGCCGAUACUACAACUGAGGCCGCUCCCACCACCACUGAAGAGACAACCACUGCAGCUGCUACUACCACCGCCGUUCCCAUGUUUCGACUGAUCCCUGAGAGCAGUAACUACCAAGGUCAACCCCUCCUAUCAAAUCGAGUUCAUUUCGCUUCUCUCCUGUUCAACAGCGCCCAAGAAUAUACCGAUGCUUACUUCACUAUAGGCGCCACCACCGGCCGCUUGUUACUUGACGGCACUCUGCCUAUCUGCGGCUACUUCCCCGGCGAUGGCACCAGCGCAUUCAUCGUAUGCGAUGCCACCAAUAUGCCAGACGAGGAGCAGUACCUCACUUGCGAGACACCUACCCCGGGUAGUCGCUUAGAAUGCACUGUACCUGGAGUGCAGUGCAGCAUGUCGUCUGGAUGUACUGCCACUGGCACUCUCUGGGGCACUACAUACAUUGGCCCCUCGGGUGGUGAACUCGGGAUGAAGGCGCUUAUAGGCCCUCCAUCAAUGCCAGAAGAUGUUCCUGUGCCCUUGUUGGUUACGUUUGAUUCGGAUUAUAUAAAUUCAGCGCAGGGCCAACUGUCACUUGCUACUCUUCUUUCUGAUUCUGAACGUAAUUAUGGCUUGCAGUCAUUUCGAGAUAUUGGUACUCAGCCAGGGUCACCUGGCCACAUAGACCUUGUGGGCAUUGUUUGCAGAGCUGCUACUGCUAUCAUAUGA
Messenger RNA from Fusarium fujikuroi IMI 58289, 1026 nucleotides. RefSeq lists its product as uncharacterized. Bases 1 to 1026 code for a protein of 341 amino acids. Lineage: Eukaryota; Fungi; Ascomycota; Sordariomycetes; Hypocreales; Nectriaceae. The transcript is spliced from 3 exons. The record is from RefSeq and is a predicted model, not a curated record.